Messenger RNA from Cyprinus carpio (common carp), 7656 nucleotides. RefSeq lists its product as uncharacterized. Gene Ontology annotation, biological process: regulation of transcription by RNA polymerase II. Gene Ontology annotation, cellular component: nucleus. The record is from RefSeq and is a predicted model, not a curated record. Gene Ontology annotation, molecular function: DNA-binding transcription factor activity, RNA polymerase II-specific; RNA polymerase II transcription regulatory region sequence-specific DNA binding. Lineage: Eukaryota; Metazoa; Chordata; Actinopteri; Cypriniformes; Cyprinidae.
CAUUACCCCAAUGAUGUUUACAUAUAUUUUACUAUCAUAACAAAUGCCCUAUAUAGAGAGAGAGAGAGAGAGCAUCUUUCCAAACAGGUUAAAUUUCACCUUUGUAAAAUAAAGUAAACUGAUGAAACUGUUGCCUCAAAUGUCUGGUGACACACAUAGAAGGAGGAGAGACAGAAAAUAUUAUAGUAUAGUAUUAUAGUAAAUUAUUCCUGUUGGCAUUUACUAUACAAUGUUUACAAUAUUAUCUUCCUUGAAGCAUCAGACUGGAAAUAAGACUAGCAAUUCCAAGGCAGCCAUUUUGAUAAGGACCAGCCUUUGAAUUUGAGCUGUCAGUAUGUAAUAAAAUGGCCACUACAAGAGCUUCUAAGACAAACAUAAUGCUAAAGGAAUCCUACAAUAAAUGAAUAGCACAUCUCGUAUAUUACAUCAGAUUCAUAGUCGCCGAGUUGUAAUUCGGAUUUACCUCAGAAUCACCUCUUGAGAGCUCGCUAACAAGUCAAAUUCGACUGCAGAACAACAACAAAACUGGAAGCUAACCGCAAUACAGCUAAAAAGAAAACGACCCCUAUCGUUAUUAGUGACUCUAUAAUAAAAACGCUAUUAUUCGCAGUGCACUACUUUCACACAAACGCCGUCAAAUAAUAAUAAUAAUAAUAAAAAAAAACAUAACGGACAGAUAACGGGGUAGCCGGAAGUGUUCCAAGGUCCGGAAACGACCAAUGUUAAAAUCUCACACGUCACUCGUUCUUUCUAAAACACCAACAUAAUAGACCGUGCAAAAUAUUUUAGGCGACAAAAAAAAAAAGGCAAACGUAAAAUAAAAAGUCUUCGUUCGUUAUACCGUUUGAUGCAUUUUCCACAGGACAUAAGUACGAUGAGUGCAUCUGUUCUACAGUCUGUUCUGCAUAAGAGACAUUUGGGCUCAUGCUAUCGCAGCACCGUUGCAGUGGAAACAGUCUGCUAGCUAGCUGUAGCUAGACGGCUAACCGCUGGAAAACAGCGCAGAGCUGCUGGGGUACAUGAACGAGGGGGCAGGGUGGGAGAGAGUAUAGCAGGCCCUGUUCAUCUUGACCAGGCUAAAAGAUGGAUGCGUAGUGAGAAGAGUGGCAUCACAACAUCACAGCCCACAAGAAUGAUAUUAGAGGAUUUUGCUUCCCGCUAUGGAAAAAAAGAAAAAUAUAUUAAUUGAAACUUGGAAACGGAGAUGUAAGCCACUUUCGUCAGAGUGGAUUAAGAAUGAAUAGAUAUUGAAUGUAAUGAAACCAACCCAUGGGAUUUGGAGGGAUCCAUCUGACUGUGGGGUGGUCAUGAACUAAAAAAUGUAACCAAGGAAGUGGACAUUUUUCAUUUAACUCAGACAACAAUAAGCACUUACAGUGCACUUCCCAAAAUGUGAAAACAUAAUUGCAUCUCAUGCAGCUGUGGCGUUCUUUUACCAGUCCAUAUGUCUUUGCACUCUUAUGGAACAUUCAGACUGAAAUACUGAUAUCAAAGUUGAACUAUCCAAAAAAACUGUGAUUAUGUGGAAUCCAAUGUGAGGCCAAAGGGGAAUCGAUUUUGGGAAUCUCAUAAGUGACAAAUCCCAUUGAAAAACAGCUUUUUGCAGAGACUACAAAUCCAUGUUACAGUCAAUACAAAAUUUCCUUGUCGACUACUUGCCUGAAGAGUGAGCUUGUGGCUGCCCACUUUAAAUGAAACCACACCAGUAGCAUAAGGAAAAUGUGAGGUAGCACUGUUUUUGAAAUUGCUUUUUCUGACUACAACUUAGUAGAGAAGCAUAAUAGAAAUAUUGUUGCUGCUCAAAGAGCAGAAGGUGUUGCUACUGCACACCAUGUUUCAUUAACUGGGAGAUGUUCCAGUUUGGAAAAUACAAUGUGGACAUCAUAGAGAUGCUGAGUGGACACCAAUCCCACCAGUUCAAAGGUCUUGGAUUAGAUAGACAACUUCAACACCAACAGCAAGUGCAGCUUCACCAACACCAGUUACAGCAGCAGCAACAGCAGCAAGGUGAGACAUCUGGGUCAAUUUUGUCUGGACUUGGCUUAGGCCCACUACAAGCAUCUAGAGGCAGUGCAUUUACAGAUUCUGCAUCAAUUUUUGCAAAAAUGAGUGCACCUCCUCCACCUCUGCAACAACAAUCCCUCUCUUCAUCAUCUCAAAGUUUGAGGAAAUCCAGCAAAAUGUCUGGAAGCAGUAGCAGUGGUGGAAGUCACGUGAGUGGAUACCCCCAGUUUUUGCGCUCAUUCCACCCAACUGAGGCAACCCUUGCACAAGAGCAGUUACAUUCAGGAAUAGGACGAUUUGAUCAUUUUGCCAGCAGUAGUGGAAGUGGAGGAACUGCAGGGGCAAUUGGAGGACUGGUUUCAUCUGUUCCACCACCACCCCCAUUGCAUCCUGGCCUGUCAGUACCUCAGGCCUCCCCUGGUCCGUCGUCUUCCUCCCCAUCACCUUCAAGUUCUGUUUCAACUUCCAAUAACCCUCCCAGCAGUAGUGCAGUAACUACCUUUAGUCAUCAGUUGGCAGGAUCACAGUCUGACGCCCGAAGCCUACAUCAACAGUUUAGCUGCAUGUUAGCCGCAAAUCAGUAUUUUCUUUCUGGAGUACCAGCCAAUUCCAGUCUAGAACAAUUUUUAGUUCAGCAAGGCAGUCAUAACCAUCUUGGUCUUGGUCUGGGCCAAGCUGCAGGAGAAACAAGUUCAGCCCUUGCGCCACCCCCUGCUCUUCAUUCUUCACACACUCAUGGUCACUUAACUACAUUAUCACAGCCUCAGCAGCCACCAUCACAACAGCAGCAACUACCACCUCACACUUUGUCUCACCCUCACCCGCAUCCACACCAUCCACUGCACUCCUCAUCGCAACCUUCUUCGCUUGGAGGUUUUGACUUUCAAGGAAUCCCAGUACUCUCCUCCAACCAGCUAGCAUCUCUGAUGCAGCAGGAAGCCGGUUUGCCACUUCCACUUCCUCUACAUCUUUCUUUAUCAAAAGAUGAUGGAAAAGGGGAUAGUGCUAUUGGAGGAAGUGGUGGAGGAGGUGGUAGGAGAAAGAAAGCCAUGGCUGGCUACCUGCCACAGAGAAAGUCUGAAAGCAGCAACAACAAUAGCAGCAGCGGUCACAGCUCUACAAACCCCAACAGUAGCACUUCAGGGGGACUCAACCAGGAGAACUCACCAGGCUUAGAUGGAGGUGGGGGUGUUAGUUUGUCUGGUAUCGGUGGAGACCCUUCUUCCCACCUAACCUCAUCAUCCUCUAUUUCUGUUGUCUCAACUUCUUCUGCACCUUCUUCUACAUCAGCAUCAGUUUUGGUGACAAAUGGCUCUAAAACAGACAGCCAUGGUUCCAUGCCACCUCAGUCUCAGCCUGAACAAGAACCCCUUUAUCAUUGUGGCGAGUGUGGCAAAACUUUCACACAUCUCUCUAGUCUGCGCAGGCACCUACGUAGCCAUGAAUUAACUACAGCUGGCACAAGUGGCACGAGAAGUAGCAUUAUAAACCCAGUUCUGCAUCCUUCCGAUCCAAGUAUUCCCCACUCUCCACAAGAGAGUGCAGCCUCAUCUUCGUGUGGCAGUCCUGACAAGACAUUUCAUUGUUCUGAGUGCGGAAAAGGUUUCAAGAAAAAGGGGCACCUACUUCAACAUGGUGUCAUCCACUCUGGCGCACGACCCUAUGCCUGCAGUACUUGUAGUCGUGCUUUCAAUCGUCGUGAGUCACUCACCCGCCACGAAAAAAUACAUGAAGAGAAACCUUUUCGCUGUCCAGCCUGUGGUCGUUGUUUUCGGGAAAGUACAUCCCUUUUGAACCAUGCAGCCUCGGGCACCUGUGGCAAGUCAGGCCGUACACCAAGACCUAAGCAUGAAAGUAAUAUAGAAAGCAAGAGCAAUAAAGCUGGGAGCUCCCAAGAUGGAAUAGCGACUAAUGCAGCGGUCUGUUGUACAGGUUCUUACCGGAGUGAUGAUUUCAGUGAUGACUACAAGGACCAGCGCUCUCAAAGUAACUUGUAUUCUGGAACAACAACAUGUGGUGGUGGCAGCAUGACAGGGACUGCACUUAGGAAGGCACCAUUAGCUCCUACUCUGCAUCCACACCCACAAAACCAAAGCCAGCAACAUCAUCAACAGCCACAUUUCCCACUUUCAUCUCUGUUAGAGGAAUCUGAAGAUGAUGUCACCAGCUCUGUCAACAGUGCCAUUUCUGCUAUCACUGCUGCAGCUGCAAAUUGUAUGAGUGGUGAUCUUGCCCAUAGUGGAGGUAGAGGGGAUGAUCGAAGGGAUAUCAUUGGUGGGUUGCUUGGAGGUCUGGGUCUAGGACCUCUUGCCUCACCUAGUGGUCCAUUAUCAACAUCUGUCAUGGAAAAGUCCUUUAGAGGAACUAUUAACCCAAGUGCGUUGGCCCUCAACCAGCAACCAAAUCAGCAGAUACCUGGUGGAAAGCCCAAGCGCCCUCGAAAGCCCCGCAAGAAGAAGGAACCUGGUGUGGUUGGUGGUGUUGAGCCCCCUAAAAGAAGGCAGUCCUCUCACAGACCAGGAGGGCCAGGUGGUGAUGUUAGACCUUAUUUGUGCAGCGUCUGUGGUCGAGGAUUUGCAAGAAGAGAGACCUUGCGGAGGCAUGACAGAAUACACACUGGAGAAAAGCCUCACCAUUGUACUGUGUGUGGCAAGUACUUCAGAGAGGCAUUUCAUCUUAGCAAGCACCACACAGUGCAUUCUGGAGAGAAGAACUACAAAUGUAUCCUGUGUGGAAAGGACUUUGGAUACGCUCAGAGCCUUAAAAGACAUGGCAAGCUACACCAGAAAGGAGAACUGGAAGAAGUGCCAACCACACCAAGUGGGGAAAACCUUAACAGCUAUCCAUCCUCUGGUGGCAGCUUGAUUCAAGGGGGUCAAAGCAGCUCUUCUUCAUUCUAUUCAUAUGCUCAAGAUGUCAAACCACAGACAUCAACCACUCAGCCCCCUCCUAGACUGUACACAUGUGCGAUUUGCUGGAAAUCAUUCCGCCAUCACUUUCACUUGACGGCACAUCACCAAACUGUUCAUGAGGGUGGUGGAGAAAAGCUAUUUUCUUGUGAAGUGUGUGGUAAGGCAUUUGCAUACUCUAACAGCCUUACACGACACAGGCUUUCUCAGCAUGGCUUAACACGGACUGGCCAGCCAGUUGCUCAAAGGAGCACAGGGGAAGAUAACAGUGUUGGUGUUACGAUAUCGGAAAGUGAAGCUGCUACAAAUGCUUUGCUUCAGCUCGCACCAUCUAGUGGCACACAUGCUGAACAACAUGGAGUUCUUCAUAGCCAGCAGGCUCCUCCCCAAACACAAGCUGGCUACUCCCCUCUGUUCUAUAUACCCGAUACCAAUGCUGCACACCCUUCUUCAUCUAAUGCCUCCUCUUAUUCUCAUUCUCUGCCGUCAACUUCCUCAGGGCCUCUUCUUUUUAACCAUCAGCAACAACACACUGGGAUAAAGGGUGAACCCAUUUAUCACACUGGUCAUGUGCAUACUCUUACUCCAAACAUACCAGUGCAUUCCCUCGGGUUGCCUCCAUCAGAGCCACAUCAGCAACACCACAGUUCCCAGCAGCAUUCAGCUGAGUUUCAAUCUACACAACACCAUGCUUUUCAAAGCCAAGAGGAGUUGAGGAGACGGAAGAAAAAAAAAAAAAGACAGCAAGAGAGAGAGGAGAUAGGCUACAAAUGGACCCCGGCUGCAAAAGUAGAGAGAGAUCAGGUGGAGGCCUCCCUUGGGGAAAAGCAGCGAAAUGAGAGAAGAAAACUUGUUAAAAGAAAAAGGAGAGCAAUUCACAGGACGCAACAUAAAAUUAAGAAGCGUAUGGCUGUGCUCGUGAGAAUCAGACGUGGAAGUGGAGGAAGUGCUGUGUAUGAACUGGGCCUUCCAGGUGGACUGAAGCUUAACAGGCUUCGGUCCCUCAAAGUUCCUCUGAAACGAAAGUCCUGUCCCCUUUGCCUUGGUGCUACCUUCUCUCAACAGGUAGCCCUUAAAGUUCACAUAGCAGCUAGACAUUGUCCCAAAGUGAGAGGCCUUCAGCAUCGUUUGAAAUGUCCAGUUUGUGGAAAACAGUCUCGCAAGUUCCUCUCAGCUCUCAUUCACAGAAGCUCUCAUUUAGCCAACAGAGCAUUUUCUUGUAAACAUUGUCCCUGUCGUUUCUGGAAUGCAAUGCUCCUCACACGGCAUAAGAAGGUGUGUCGUGGGAUGUUGGCUAAGUUUCAAAGAGAUAGGGCUCUUUGUGUUAAAUUAGUCAUGGGAUCAACAUACAGGAGGUUUGAGUGUAAAGGGAACUCUUCAUCCUUGCAUAUGGAAUAUAGUCACUAAGUUUUGCCAUUAAACUUAUUUUCAUAUGCACUUUUAGAAGAGAAGUGUUGCAAUUUUCAUGAGAAGAACUGAGAUCUGACUGAAUACAUAUUUUGCUCAUGUAGGCAUUGACUUGUGUGUUAUGAGAGCUUUUUCUUUUCACUCUCAUUCAUAUUAAAUUUCCUCUUGUAACUUGGACCCCUGAAAAUGAACACCUUCAACAAACUCACAAAUGUAUCAAAGACAUUUGUCUUAAUGAAAUGCUUAGCCUACCCAUCUAUUUAAUACCACACCGGUCUUCUAAGAGGAAACUCUUGUUCAUAUUGAAAUGAUCCUUAGCUGGCAAUAGAUGAAGUUUCAGUGAUUUGGCGAAUAUUGUAUUGUGCCCUAACAGUAGGUUAUUGCUCACCUCAACAGAUGCUCUGUAGAAUUAUUCUGUCUCUGAUAUAUAUUGUGUUGUUGGUGUUCACUUAGAGCAAGUGUGGAGAUGUGAUUUUGUUAAUGUAUAAAGUGCAUUCAGUAUCAGGAGAAAAAAGGGUCCUGCUAGGAAGAUGAGUAUUUUAUUUUAAGGAGUAUUUAAAUUACUGCAUGUUGGACAUUACUGUCCAAGUGUUGAAAGGUCAACGCGAGUGAUGAGACUUUGGACUCUGAUGGUGUCAUGACAAAUCCAAUUGAAAAUGUAUCUUAACUCUUAAUAGAGGAACCAUAAGAAAUGAAUGCAUACUAAUACAUGCUGAUUAACAAUUCUUAAAAUCAAUUGUGAGCCCUGUUUUGAUUUAUUUACUUAAAGAAAACUAUACCAUUAAGAUGGUAAUGCCAGCACUUAAACAGGAAAAAUAUGAUUUUUUAAAUAACCAUAAAGUACAAAAAAUGUAAUACCCACAGAUUAUUGCCCUAAAGGCAAAGGCCUUACCAAAUUGUGUCAGUUAAAACAACACAUUUUAUGGGUAAUACAGUGUAGCGUCUAUGUAUGGAGCUUACUGGAGGAAUGGAAAGAAAUAUGUGUACUGUAAUGUAAAUUGUGUCAAUAUUUUAUUAUGUUUUUUAAGCAAAAGUCAAUCUUUUUAUCAUAGCUACACUUUAGUUAGUUGGAAGAGUGAUUGUAAGAGUUAUCACUUUAGAUCAGAUCUUGAUUAAGUGUAUUAAUGUGGGACAUAGUCUGUCCACUUGCCAACUAUGAACGUAUCCCAUGUACUUUUCUCACCUUUCAUGUAGAGAUCCCGUACUACUUAUACCCUCUUUUUCUUUAAAAGAAGAAAAGUAAUAAGUAUGUUUCUAUCACUUUAUUUACACAUAAGCUGGUUGUUGAUGAUACCCAAGCAUUUAAUAAAAUUUUAAAAUGUUAUAUCCUCAUUAA